UUCGGAACGUCCGAGAAGUUAUUAGUAGAAGUUGCUCUUGUGUGGAAACAUUUAGGCCGUAAAUAGUCGUGUUUCCUUUAAUUCGGAUACGCGCGUAUAUUUAUUUUAUUUCGCAGGAAACAUAAAAUUACGUCAUGGCAACGUACAAUUAGCGUCUAACGACAGUCCGUUGUGGUAGCAAAGCCUUUCGGGAGCGGUGAGACGCCAUCUAAAGUUGUUGCCAGAGAGCAAAAAUUGUGACAUAAUGGCGCAACUUUUAGCGAUAGACGGCAGCAGAGUGGCGUUCUUUAUGAUUUAAAUCAAUAAGUGUAUUUGUGAUUUUACUAAGUGUUUCAUCGAACUCAGUUUUCUGUGUUGCAUUUUCGGUGAAGUUUUCUCUAAACGGAAAGGCAAUAUUGUAGCAUCUCCAGAAGAGGGUAGUGGGACAUUUCCCAACCGACUCGAUUGGCGUAAACAAAACUUCAGACGAAUAUACCAGUCAUCUUUGUGAACAUUAAAAUGAGUGCCCCUGCUGUGAAACAGUCACUCCCAGCUUCUGGAACGCCAACUAAAGUUGGCCCAGGUGCACCUACUUCUGGGGCUGCAAAUAACUCUCAGUCAGCAGGUGUACCAAAACUGUCAGCUGUGAGCCCAGCUAAGCCACCAGCAUCAGGAAAUGCUAAUCACAAUGUAUCAAAUAUGCCUCUUAGUUUAGUUCAGGAACACAAAAAUGGAAGCGGUCAGAACCAGACCAUGUCUGGGCCACCAAGAGGAUCUGACAAGAACAGAGAUCUUGCACCUUCAAGUGCUCUGAAACCUACAUCAAAUGGUGUGGAAGGAUCCCCAACUAAGCCCCAACACAGUUUAACAAAUUCAGGAAAUGAUAAGAAGUCAGAUGAAUCACAAGCAGUUGCAAAUCAUUCAGCUGAUUCAAGUGUCACAUUACCUACAUCCCAGACAACUCAACAAUCAGUUCUGCCAACACAGCAGGGAACACAGUUACAGUCUCAGUUGCAGUUACAACAACUGCAGAUGCAGCAGCUGUUACCACAGCAACAGAUGAUGUCACAACAGCAAAUUGUACCCCAACAGCAACAGUCACUGAUGCAACAGCAGAUGUUGCCACAGCAACAACAGCAGCAACAAUCACAGUUUAUGACACAACAUGGGAUGCCAAGACCGUCCCAACAAAUACUACCACAACAGCAAAUGAUCGCACAACAACAUAUGAUUGCACAGCAGAAGCAACAGAUGCUAGGGCAACAGGGAAUCGGUCAACUCGUAAUACCCCAACAACAAAUGCAGACACAACAGAUCAUACAAGCACAGCAACACCUGCAAGCCCAACAGCAUCUACAAGCACAGCAGCAACAGAUGCAAGCACAGCAAUUACAACAGCUGCAGGCUCAACAGCACAUGCAAGCUCAGCAUGUUCCAGGGCAGCAACAGAUACAGAAUCAAGCACACAUGCAAGUGCAGCAACAGCAGCAUCUCCAACCUCCACAUAUUCAGACACAGCAGCAGAUGCAACACAUGCAAACACAGCAGCAAGCACAAUCUCAGUUACAAGUGACACCACAAUCUGUACAGCAGCAGGUUCAGCCAUCCCAGCAACAAAAUUCAACAAUAUCACCUUCAGUGCAACAAGCCCAAGCACAACACGGGAAAGGGCAACAGCAGUUGCAAGAGCAGCAGCCACAACAGAACCAAGGAGAGAAACAGCCAUCUACGGUGGAGGAUAACCAGGAAACGCAGACACAACCAAACUCUGGACCAGAGGGCCAAGAAGUGUCGACUGGUGUUACGUUGACGACAGCUGUCACCAGCAGUGUACCAGAAAAUGAAACAGAAGAGCAGAAACAAGGGGAAAAAGAACAAAAUUCCCAAGCAGAAACAAGUGGAAAGGAGCAGACCCCUAAAGAUGAAAAUGUAACGUCAGAGAACACAGAAACACCUUCAAGUACAGCAGGUUCUGAUGCUAAGAAAGAAGAGACAGAGACUGCAAAACCAGAUGCAUCAAGUGCUGUUUCAGAAGUGGCACAAAUUGCUGAGACAGAAGAUAACGUUGUUGGAGGUUCUGGAGCUGAUUCAAAUGCUGAUAUGCCCAUUGCUGGUCCGUCAACCUCUGAUAAUCAGAUAGCAGGGCCCUCUUCAAGAAGUGAUUCAUCAAAAUCUCGGGCUGAUGGUCCAAAAUCUGAAUUUAAAGUUGCGACACCUCCAAGAAGCAGCAAAAGAAAACGUGAGACAAAGCCCAAUGAGGCAGGUAAAUCUGAUGCAAAAGACACCGGUGAGGAGCGCAAGUCAAAACGUAUUCGUACCAGGACACAACCUUACCAGGCUCCAUUACCAGAACUGCAGUACAUUUCCAAACUAAAGACAUUGAUGAAGUCACCAGAUGACAGACUCAUAGUCUUUUACAAGAAUGAGUUUUUAGCUGUACGAAAUACAGAAGGAGGUUUUUUUGUGUGCCAAACUCUCCAAAACAUUUAUAGAAGCAGUCCUCGUAUUCGUAUACGUUGGUUGUCAGAACAAGAGCCAAAGGAAAAAGACUCCAAUGUGUAUAUUCCUGACUUCUAUGAUGCUACAGAUUUUGACUGUAUACUUACUAAUUUGGAUUUGAAGAAAGUGGACAAAAAUAAAUAUGAGCUUCCCAAUGGAGAGAGGUCACGUACUGAAAACAUAUUGACACGUGCACUACAAUUUGAAAAGGGAGUGGAGAAGCCUUCUGUGACUGAAGAACAUCCUGAUGGUCUUGAUUUAUCAUUAUAUAAAGAUGAAGCUCAGUUAAAGAAAAAGAGGAAUUCGAAGAAGCGAGUGUCAAAGAAAAGAACUUCUGCUGGGACUGAAGGAGGACCAAGCACAUCAGCUGCUGAUGCUGAGAGUGGUGAACCUCCAGCUAAGACAGCUCGUAAGUCAAAAUCCACCAAGAAAACUGGGAAAGCAAAACCUCCUUCAAAGGAAAAAUCUAAGACUAAGGACAAGGAGGGAUCAAAGAAACCAGAGCGUGAUAAUGCACGUGAGAAGCGAAAUAGUGCUAAAAAGAAAACUGAGAAAAGUGAAUCAAGCAACAAAUCUAAAAAGAGCUCGUCUACAGCUACAAAAGUGACAGCAGAAAAAAAGAACAUCAAAACUACACCAACUAAAAAAACAGAUUCAGCUGAAACCUCUAUUCCAACAAGGUCUGCAAAAACCAGAAGUGUUAAAGCUGGAGCUGCCCCUUCAAAGACUUCACCCAUUACUAGGACAAAGGAGCGUGAACGCAGGGGGGUUAAUGCUAAGGAGAGAAAGAAACCAGGCAAGAAGGCCUAAGACAAUGAGUGAGUGAUGUAUCGUUAUCAAAUUAACAACUCUUAAGGGUGGAUAUAUGUGGCAGGGAGAAACAUAUCUUUCUGUCUAAGUGUUUUUAUCAGCCCACAACUAUAUGGACCUGUUGAUAGUAACAAGUGAAUAUUUUAUACCUGACAUAAAGUGUUUUAUUGCACCCAACAAAUCUUUUACUUUUUAAUGGAGUCUAUUACUUUUGUUCUAAAUCAGAUAUUAUAAUGAUUUAUGGCUGUUGUAAUGGUUAUUGGCAGAAAGAGAACUGGAUGGACAUGGAACAGGGUACAAGAUGAUUUGGAAGUCUUGUAAAAUGCAAAUUUAAUUGUGGUACUUUGUACCGUUAAGUUGGGAUAGAAUGUGUAUCACAUGAUGUGUUCUGCAUCCCAGAUUAUUGUGAUGUUUCUUAUUGGAUCUGAAAAGUGAAUUGCUGCUGUUGGCAUCUUGGAGAUAAAUAUCUCCAAGGAGAAGGUGGGAUCAUUAUCAUCUGCACAGUGUUUUAUCUUAUUGCUGUUUCAUGGCAUAUUUGUAGAAAAGAAAAAGAUGAUAUGAAUGGACAGUUGUUGAGAUUUGCUUUAACUCUUCAGUGAAAUUUAUGUUACUAGAGUUUACAUAGAAAUGUCGUUUCUGUAAAACAUUUUUCUAGUGUAUUAGCAGCUGUUUCUAUAUAUUUUUCCCAACUGCUCCAAAAAAUACCUUACCAUUUCCCAAUGACCGCUAAAAUUAAGAAUUUAUUGUGACUGUACUUUCACUGCAUAUAUUUAUUCCACGGUGCAACAACUUGUUGCCACAUGCUAGCUCUGACACAGAGUUGCUCUCUGUUUCCUCAGCCAAUGCUGAGUUUGAAUUGCAUGUUGUUGAAUUUUGUGUGUGUGUGUGUGUGUGUGUGUG
Schistocerca nitens (vagrant locust) is the source of this 4188-nucleotide messenger RNA. Its product is annotated as mastermind-like protein 2. The transcript is spliced from 7 exons. The coding region runs from base 499 to 3288 and encodes 929 amino acids. Lineage: Eukaryota; Metazoa; Arthropoda; Insecta; Orthoptera; Acrididae. The record is from RefSeq and is a predicted model, not a curated record.